GACCGAGAGACAGACAGAUGCUGCAGGAUGCCGGGGAUGCUGUUAGGAGACAUCUUUCCCAACUUCGAAGCCGAUUCCACGUUUGGCAGAAUGAAACUACAUGAUUAUCUGGGAGAUUCCUGGGGUGUCCUGUUCUCUCAUCCGCGAGACUUCACUCCCGUCUGCACCACUGAACUCGGCAGGGCAGCUCAGCUCAGUCCUGAGUUCAGCAAGCGUAACGUGAAGCUGAUAGGGCUCUCCGUCGACCGCCUGGAGGAGCAUCACAGCUGGAGCAAGGACAUCAUGGCUUACAAUAACAUGGAGCCUGGGAGCGAGUUUCCCUUUCCCAUCAUAGCGGAUGAUCGGCGGGAGCUGGUGGAGACCCUGGGGAUGCUGGACCCGGAGGAGAAGGACCAGAGCGGGAUGCCACUCAGUGCCAGAUGUGUGUUUGUGAUCGGCCCGGACAAGAAGUUAAAGCUCUCCAUUCUCUAUCCAGCAACAACAGGACGAAACUUUGACGAGAUUCUGCGUGUCAUUGACUCGUUACAGUUAACGGCACACAACCGCGUGGCUACGCCUGUGGACUGGAGGCCUGGGAACAGUGUGAUGGUUCCUCCCAGCAUCCCUGAGACCGAGGCCUCGACGCUCUUCCCUGCAGGAGUCUACACUAAAGACCUGCCGUCUGGGAAGAAGUACCUGCGCUACACACCACAGCCCAGCGCACAUCAGCAGUGAACUACAGACGGAGCUGAUGAUCAGAAACGAGAAGCCAAAGUCCUCACAGAUUUGUUUUUAAUGCUUUAUUUUAAGCGUAAAUCACUCUUUCAGUUUACAGGCACGUACAUUUUCUAGAAAUGAAAUUUUUUAUUAUUAAUUUACACACCCUCAAGCCAUCCAAUAUGUACGUGUUGUUUUCCUCGGCUGCCCAUUUUUGAGAAAUAAAAGAAAGCAUAUUGGAGGAGCACAGAAUGAAUCUCUGUGACUCCUGAUGAUUUAUUGAGGUCUUAAGAAGUGAAACAAUCAGUCUGUGGAAGAAACUGAACAUUAUUUAUAAUCCAGAGCCCCAGACAAACGGUUCGGAGGGAUGUCCGGUUCACAAACAAAUCAUUUAUUUUGAACCAGUUCUUUUUGGUGAGCUAGAUAAACCAGUUCAUGGCUCGAGCAGCACAGAUCUACCAGUCACUUUCAGACGCCUGACAGUCUCUCCGACUGGAAAUGAGCUGAAACAGCGGCGAAUCCGAUCCUGUGAUGAAUGAACUGAUUCAGUGCUCCAGUUCUGAGGAAACCGUUCGUCUCGGA
Carassius auratus (goldfish) is the source of this 1278-nucleotide messenger RNA. RefSeq names its product peroxiredoxin-6-like. The record is from RefSeq and is a predicted model, not a curated record. Bases 28 to 714 code for a protein of 228 amino acids. Gene Ontology annotation, molecular function: peroxiredoxin activity. Gene Ontology annotation, biological process: cell redox homeostasis; cellular oxidant detoxification. The transcript is spliced from 5 exons. NCBI's taxonomy places the organism in Eukaryota, Metazoa, Chordata, Actinopteri, Cypriniformes, Cyprinidae. Gene Ontology annotation, cellular component: mitochondrion; cytosol.